AUGAUAGAAAAAAAAUAUAAAUCUUACUUAAAUAUUUAGUUUUACGCUUAAGAUAAAUAUUCAUUAGCCCUAAAAGCAACAAAUAAAAAGAAUAAUUAAGCUUUAAUUCUCUUGGUUUCUUAGUAUAAUGAUUAUUAACUCCUUAAAAAUAGCAAAUAUUUAGUGCUUGAUCAAACCUAUAAUUAAUUAUUUCCUGAAGAUAAUUCUUAAGUUUUAAAUACAUUCCAAAUUUCUGAAUCUAAACCUAAUUUAAGUUGUGGUUUAGCUAAAAAUUCUAAUAUUAAUAAUCAAAAGUACUUUCUCUAAUAAAUUAAAUUUACAGAUUUUUCCUUAUCACUAAAAUAAAAAGCAACAAUUAAAAAAGCAUUACUUUAAGAUUUGGAGGAUAAUCAUCAUUUAGUUUAAUAAGUUCAAGCAGUGAUAAACGGUCCUGAUAAACCAUUUAAAUAUGUUGAAUGGUGUAAUGGCAUAACGUCUAAAAUAUCAAAAUGUGUCAAUAUGGAAUCUUUUGAAGUUAUUUUUCAGGAGGAAUUUUAAGGAAAAUCUUUAUUUUCUCAUCUCGCUUCUGCUUUAAGUAAUUGUUAAUUUCUAAUCAGAAUCAGCUUGAAUUUAAAUUAAUGUUCUAAAAUAAAAAUUGAGGAUCUAUGUUGUUUUAUUUAAGCAAUUAUCAAUUUUCCUAAUGUUUCUUCUUUUUGCUUAAAUUUAAGCUAGCAGAUUAUUGAAAAUGAAGAUAUUGAAUUAUUAGGGAAGACUCUAUCUUAAUUUACAUAAUUAGAAAUAUUUGAACUUAAUUGUGAAAAUUCAAAUAUAGAUGACAAAAAUAUUGUUUACUUUAGUGAGAUAUUUACAAACUGCAAGCUGAUUAAAAAUUUAAACUUAAAUCUGAAAAAAAAUAGCUUAUGCAAUUCUGGAAUCAUACAGUUAGGCUAAAAGAUAAACAAAUGUGAAAAUCUAAAACAUCUAAAUUUAAAUCUUUAUGCUAAUUCUCUACUAGAGGAGAGUGUAUUAGGAAUUACUUUUGCUAUUAAAAACAAGAACCUGAUUUCUUUACAAUUAGAAUUUUCAAUUAAUAUUUUAGGUGAUGUUGGAAUAAAUAAUCUAUGCAAUGCUAUUUCUAAAUGUGCUACACUUAAAAAGCUGUUCUUAGAUUUCUGUUAUAAUAACAUUUCAUAAGAAGGAGUGAAAUAAUUAGGAAGAGAUUUUAUUUAAUUGACUAAUUUAAGCAAUUUAACAUUGAAAUUAGACUGGAAUAUCAUUUUAUUUGAAGGAGCAAAAUUUUUAAUUGAUAAUCUUAAAUAAGUUAGAAAUAUAAAUAUUUUGCAUUUGAGUCUUAUAUAAAACUCUAUCGAUCAAAAGCAUUUUUUAAAUAUUCAAUAAAAAAUUAAGAAAUUUAAAAGACUAGUUAAUCGUAUAAUAAAGCUAACAGUUUAUGACUGA
This is a messenger RNA of Tetrahymena thermophila SB210, 1437 nucleotides long. Its product is annotated as kinase domain protein, putative. Gene Ontology annotation, molecular function: small GTPase binding; GTPase activator activity. The record is from RefSeq and is a predicted model, not a curated record. Gene Ontology annotation, biological process: activation of GTPase activity; nucleocytoplasmic transport. Gene Ontology annotation, cellular component: nucleus; perinuclear region of cytoplasm; cytosol. The transcript is spliced from 13 exons. NCBI's taxonomy places the organism in Eukaryota, Ciliophora, Oligohymenophorea, Hymenostomatida, Tetrahymenidae.